AUGGUCGGAGUCGAUGGGCCGAAGACAUCGGCCAGCCGGGCCGAGGGGACACUUUGGCGACGACUGAGCGGGCCGGGGCGCCUGGGUUCCCUUUCGACUCACCUACUUCGAGGCUUCAGAUUCUGCCGUCCUAGGGGGGUCCUUCGGCCAGUUGAUGUGCGCAAUGAAAUAACCCCUUCUCGACCCCUUCAACCCUUCAACCCUUCGCCAACUUCCUCUUCAGCCUCAUCUCCAUUGGCUUCGACUACGCCUACCAAAUUUAGUCAUGCAAACAAGUGUGUUCAUGCAGACGUAAGAUUGGUAUAUCACGGUGGUGGCUGUAAAAACAUUUAG
Protopolystoma xenopodis is the source of this 333-nucleotide messenger RNA. Lineage: Eukaryota; Metazoa; Platyhelminthes; Monogenea; Polystomatidea; Polystomatidae. The record is from the annotation of a GenBank genome assembly.